Plasmopara halstedii is the source of this 279-nucleotide messenger RNA. RefSeq lists its product as uncharacterized. The transcript is spliced from 3 exons. The record is from RefSeq and is a predicted model, not a curated record. Bases 1 to 279 code for a protein of 92 amino acids. Lineage: Eukaryota; Oomycota; Peronosporomycetes; Peronosporales; Peronosporaceae.
AUGCAAUUAUGUACUCGCUUUCCGAAGCGGAUUGCCCGCCAUAGACUCACUAAACGGUUUAUAUCUUGGUGGCUCCUGCGAGCUGGGUCGCGGUAUGGCGUUGAAGUGAUCUGGGAUAUUUCAAAACGUGUGAACAUUCCAUUGGGAGGUAUUAAGAGUGAAACUCAGGUUAGCAACGUCCAAGAAUUAGGCUUACACUAUACAAACCUCUGGGUGAUCUUUCUGCAUUUGGCCUUCAGCAGCGGCAUGGCCAGCAGAAUGAUGCAGUGCAAAGAGUGA